CCUACCUCGGAUCAUAGAAGCCCACCCUGCAGUUGCGCAAUCCCGAGGACGGUGUUCCCUGCAUGACGGAUUUGUCACGUUUGCCCACUUGCCCACUCACUUUGUACAUAACCCCUCCACCCCGCGAUACCCCUCUGCCUCGCCGCAGAGACACCACUCACUUCCAUGCAACCACUUUCACUUUUAGCGAGACGUCCCUUGCUCUCGUCCAUACCCGCCGCAAGCCGAAUCACCACACUAUCCCGCCACUUUUCCCAAACAUCCCUCGCCAUGGCGCCCAUUUCCAAGGAGACCGACUUCCUCGUGAUAGGAGGCGGGAGCGGUGGUCUCGGUGCCGCGCGCGCGGCCAGCGCUAAGUUUGGGACCAAGGCGAUGGUUAUUGAGGGCAAGCGGCUAGGAGGCACAUGUGUCAACGUCGGUUGCGUCCCGAAGAAAGUAACCUUCAACGCCGCCGCCAUCGCCGAGACGAUCCACCAAUCCAAGUCGUACGGAUUCAACAUCCAAGAAACCGCCCCGUUCGACUGGAGCACCUUCAAGAAGAAGCGCGACGCCUACAUUCUCCGACUGAACGGCAUCUACGAGCGCAAUCUCGCCAACGACAAGGUCGAGUACGUGCACGGCUGGGCGAAGAUCCUUUCCCGCAACCAGGUCGAGGUGACGCUCGACGACGGCACCAAGACGGUGGUCAACGCCAAGAAAAUCCUCAUUGCGGUCGGCGGCAACCCGACGGUCCCGCCGCAGAUCCCCGGGUCCGAGCUCGGCACUAACAGCGACGGCUUCUUCGAUAUCGAGACGCUCCCGAAGAAGGUAGCGCUCGUCGGAGCCGGUUACAUUGCGGUCGAGUUCGCGGGCAUGUUCAAUGCCCUUGGCGUCGAGACACACCUGUUCAUCCGGCACGAUACCUUCCUAAGGCACUUCGACCCCAUAAUUCAGGAGGGCGUUACCAAGGAGUAUGAGAGGCUCGGCGUGAAGCUGCACAAGCAGAGCGCGGCCACCAAGGUGGAGAAGGACGAGGCCGGGAAGCUUACGAUCCAUUACAAGGAGGGGAGCAGCGAAGGGGUUGUUUCGGGAGUGGACCACCUCAUCUGGGCUGUCGGGCGCACGCCCGCCACAGCAGACCUUGGAUUGGAGUCGGCUGGUGUGCAGCUCAACGAGAAGGGCUACAUUGUCGCGGACGACUACCAAAACACCAACGUCGAGGACAUCUAUGCGCUUGGCGACGUGACGGGCCGGGUCGAGCUCACACCGGUGGCUAUUGCCGCGGGCCGCAGGCUUGCUGCGCGGUUGUUUGGGCCGGAGCAGUUCAGCACAUUAAGACUCGACUACGGAAACAUCCCAUCAGUCGUGUUCGCUCACCCCGAGGUUGGGUCCAUCGGGUUGACAGAGCCGGAGGCGGUUGAGAAGUACGGGCGAGAGAACCUCAAGAUCUACAAGACGAACUUUACCGCCAUGUACUACGCCAUGAUGGAGCCCGAUCAGAAGGGUCCUACCGCCUACAAGCUGAUUUGCGCGGGCCCCGAGGAGAGGGUUGUCGGUCUACACAUUCUGGGGCUUGGCAGCGGGGAGAUGCUCCAGGGCUUUGGUGUUGCCGUCAAGAUGGGUGCCACCAAGGCCGACUUUGACAGCUGCGUGGCCAUCCACCCGACGAGCGCGGAGGAGCUGGUGACUUUGAAAUAGAUAUGGCCUAGAGGGUUGAGCUUGGAAGAUACCAUGUCUUGCGUCUUGGCUGAAUAGACUUGUAAUUCACAUAUUGUUUUCUGAUGCUUGUCGGUAACGGAAUAUUGAUUUGCACAAAUAACCAC
This is a messenger RNA of Chaetomium fimeti, 1802 nucleotides long. RefSeq lists its product as uncharacterized. The record is from RefSeq and is a predicted model, not a curated record. Gene Ontology annotation, biological process: cell redox homeostasis; glutathione metabolic process; cellular response to oxidative stress. NCBI's taxonomy places the organism in Eukaryota, Fungi, Ascomycota, Sordariomycetes, Sordariales, Chaetomiaceae. The transcript has 2 exons. The coding region runs from base 166 to 1677 and encodes 503 amino acids. Gene Ontology annotation, cellular component: mitochondrion; cytosol. Gene Ontology annotation, molecular function: NADP binding; flavin adenine dinucleotide binding; glutathione-disulfide reductase (NADPH) activity.